CGCCGCCGCUUGUGGGAGGAGCUUGUUGCUAGUAUCUGACAUCGAUUAGGAACCAGACAGCGGCAGGCUCCUCAUGUGAUGUAUUGAUUGAAGAGCUGAGCUAAGUCUUCUGGUCUGACAUGCCGUCAUCGGAUAUACCCAAAGAACGCAGUAGGCAACGUGUUCAGAAUCCUGUUGAAGUGUGGCAUGCACAAAAUGAUGUGUGGAACCAUGAAACCAAUUUGGAAAUGGAUGAAAACAAAAGCCUUUUAGAAAACCAUGACAGUGGAUUAUCGGAACCUGAUCAUAAAAUAGUUCUUUCAAAUGAUUUCAAUAACAUUUUAUUGCUCUUAUUCCUUUAUGUCCUGCAAGGAAUUCCACUUGGUUUGGCUGGGAGCAUCCCACUUAUACUACAAAGCAAAAAUGUUAGUUAUUCGGACCAAGCUAUGUAUAGCUUUGUGUUUUGGCCUUUCAGUUUAAAACUACUAUGGGCGCCCUUAGUGGAUGCUGCUUAUUUUCCAACCUUUGGGCGGCGGAAAUCUUGGUUGGUGCCAACUCAGUAUUUUUUGGGUCUUUUUAUGCUUUGUCUGUCAUUUGAAGUGGAUGCAUUACUGAAGAGUGAUGAACACACUAGCCCCGAUAUUGUUAAACUUACUGUUGUGUUUUUUAUAUUUGGAUUUCUGGCUGCCACUCAGGAUAUAGCAGUGGAUGGCUGGGCACUCACUAUGCUAUCCAAAGAAAAUGUAGGACUUGCUUCUACUUGCAAUUCAGUUGGACAGACAGCAGGAUACUUUCUUGGUAAUGUACUUUUCUUGGCAUUGGAAUCAGCAGAGUUCUGCAACACAUAUCUACGUUCUCAAUCUCAACCAACUGGAAUUGUCACUCUCUCAGGUUUUCUGUUCUUCUGGGGAAUAAUUUUCUUGGUGACAACAACCUUGGUUACAGUGUUUAAAAAGGAAAACUUGAGACAAACAUCAUUGCAAGAUGGCCCUCAGCAAGGAAUCAAGGAAACCUACAAAUCACUCAUAUGUAUAGUAAAGAUGCCUGCCAUCUUAAAUUUCUGCAUCAUGCUGCUAACGGCAAAAAUUGGAUUUGCAGCUGCUGAUGGAGUAACUGGAUUGAAGUUGGUUGAAUUGGGUGUGCCCAAAGAGCAGUUGGCUCUACUUGCAGUGCCUAUGGUUCCUCUGCAAAUAUUAUUACCAUUUGUGAUAAGCAAAUACACAGCAGGUCGAAAACCGCUAAAUGUUUUUUACUGGACAAUGCCGUUUAGGUUAUUUAUGGGCAUGAUAUUUGCUUUGCUGGUUUUUUGGACUCCUACAGUGAAACAAGGCACAGAGUUUCCUGUUUAUUAUUAUGGAGUACUGCUGUUCAGUUAUGCCUUGCAUCAGGUGACAGUUUAUAGCAUGUAUGUUGCAAUCAUGGCAUUUAAUGCUAAAAUUAGUGACCCUUCAAUUGGAGGAACAUACAUGACUUUAUUGAAUACUGUUUCCAAUCUUGCUGGAAACUGGCCUGCUACGUUGGCUCUUUGGCUGGUGGACCGACUUACAGUCAAGAAGUGCAUUGGUGCGCCUGAACAAAAUUGUGGAUCUGCAAUUGAUUCUGAACUUUGCGCAAAGUUUGGUGGUUCCUGUUCAACUGCAACUGAUGGCUACUAUGUAGAAUCUAUAUUGUGCGUUGUUAUUGGGUUCACGUGGUGGCUUUACUUUGGAAACAAGUUCAGAAAUCUGCAGGAUGAGCACCCAUCCACAUGGCAAUGCAAGAGGAAUAACUGAGCAAUGGAGAUGUCAGCUUUUGAAUAAGUAGAUCAACCAAGACCCCAUCUCCCUGUUCAGGUGGAUGUGAAAAAUACUGUGGCAUGACCUGAAGAAGAGAUGUGUUUUCCAGUGUUCUGACCAACUUUCUUCCAUUAACCAAGACUACCAACAUCUGCUGUUUGUUCACCUUAUUAGUAGUUUAUUGGAUAUUGCUGUGUGCUAAUUAGCUGCUACAUUUGUCUGUGUAACGAUGGUAAAAAUUUAUUGACAUUCAUUGGUGGCAUUCUGAUUUGAGGCUUUAUAUAAUUAUUUUUGAAAAUGGUUUGGUUAAAGUUGUUUGUGAAGUUUAUUUAUUUAGCAAAUUCCUUUCUGUACUUAAUGACUAUUUUGCACAAUUUAUAUUCCUUUUUACAUUUGAUUUUUCAGUUUAUUUAGACCUGUUCAAUCUUAAAUCAUAAAGAUAAAUUUUAAGAACCAUUCAAAUGAAUUAUCCAAUUUACUAUUCGUUAUUUGUGCUGUAUCCUAAUUGAGGCCAAUGUACCUUCAGUACCUAGUUCUCAUUUCUUGCAUAAGCUGUAUUUUCCCACAAACUCCUCAGCAAGCUUUUCCUAUUGGAUUUUUAAAACUGACUGACUAACCUGUAGCAUUUUUCUGUGGCAUGAUUCAGCAAUUUAGUGGCAAUUUGUGCUUAAUGAUACUAAUCUGUAACUGUUAACUAACAUGUACUUUUUAAAAAGUACUUAAAAUGCUUAAAAAUCCUCUGAAUUUGGAUGUGACAAAUUUUAGCAACACAAAGCCAGACUUCAGUGAUUGCAUGGUCUUAGUUAAAACGUUGUUGCAUGAAGGGUUCAGCUUCUCUGCAAGGUCUUAUAUUGUCCAAACUAUGUGCUCAGAGCUAACUGAAGUAUGAGCAAAGUCAAUUUGUUACCUCAGGGGCAUUAGUACUUUUAAAAUCUUUUGAAUUAUAAUAUCUUCUUUUCUUUUGGCAGCCUGGCCAUAUGUUUUGAAAAUACAAUUUUUAAGAAACACAAAUGUUAAAAGCUUUAUCAUGUGAAAUGUUUGUUUUUCAGAUGGAGCAUUCUGUGUUAACAGAAUUUGUUUAGAAUGAAUAUGACCAAGACUGACUGACAGUUAGGAAGUAAUUAUAAAUUAAAUAUAAUGUUUAGACAUUAAUUGGAAUGUAAAACCUGCUACAGACAGAGAUGUAAACUACUGACACCGGUGUUUUGUUCGCUACACUUUCUCCCCAUCAAUACUGCAAGGUAUUUGGAAAACACUCAGCAACCAAAAGCCAUAUAACCUGUCUCCUCCUCAAUGAUGUUAAAUGAAAAGAACUUACUGUUACCUUUCUGUGAAACUCCACAAUUCCACCGCGAUAGUGCCAAGUGCAUGACCCCCACUGUGGCUUCCCAAACUGUAGAACCAAUAAUGCAUUACGACUUUGUUAAAUGCAAAAUAUUUUGUUGAGUACAAUUCAAAUUUCUCCACUACUCCAGCCAUUGCUCCUUGUCUUAUUGCAUUCCUCUACUCAGUCAUUGAGUUGUACAGCACAGAAACAGACCCUGUGGUCCAACUUGUCCUUGUCAACCAGAUAUCCUAAAUUUAUCUGUUCCCAUUUGUCAGCAGUUGGACCAUAACCCUCUUAAACCCUUCCUAUUCAUCUACCUAUAUAGAUGCCUUUUACAUGUUGUGAUUGUACCAGUCUCCUCCACUUCCUCUGGCUGGCAGCUCAUUCCACCCAAGCACCACCUUCUGUGUGAAAAUAUUGUCCCUUAGAUCCCUUUUAAAUCUUUCCCCCCUCACCUUAAACCUAUGCCAUCUAGAUUUAGACAUCCCCACCCUGGAGGAAGAAAGACCAUGGCUAUUCACUCUAUCCAUAUCCCUCAUGGUAUUAAAAACUUCUAAGAUCACAGCUCUGAUGCUCUGGGGAAAAUAGCUCCAGCCUAUUCUGCCUUUUCCUGUAGCUCGAACCCCUUGUAAGUCUUUUCUGCACCCUUUCAAGUUUAAUAAUGCCUUUCCAAUAGAAGGAAGAUCAGAAUUAAAUGCAUUAUUCCAAAAAAUGGCCUAACCAAUGUCCUGUACAGCCACAAUAUGACAUCCCAACUCCUAUACUCAGUGCACUAACCAAUAAAGGUAAGUAUACCAAAUACCUUUGUUAUUACCCUGUCUACUGUGAUUCCACCUUCAAUGAACUUGAACCUGCACCCCAAGGUCACUUUGGCAACACUCCCUUGGGUGGACUGUACCAUUAAGUGUUAUGAGUCCCAGCCUGGUUUGCCUUACCAAAAUGCAACAGCUCCCAUUUAUCUAAAUUAAGCUCCAUCUUCCAUUCAUCGACCCAUCUGAUCAAGAUCCUGAUGUUCUCUAAACCACCAAUUUUGGUGUCAUCUGCAAACUUACUCACCAUUCCUCCUCUAUUCACAUCCAAAAAAAAGCAGUGGACCCAGAAUCGACCCUUGCAGCACACUGCUGGUCAUAGGCUUCCAGUUUGAAAAACAACUCUCCACAACCACCACCCUCUGUCUCCUACCUUCAAGCCAAUUUUGUAUCCAAAUAGCCAAUCCACAUGUGGUCUAGCCUUGCUGACCAGUCUAGAAUGCAGAACCUUAUCAAAUGCCUUGUUGAAGUCCAAAUAGAAGCCAUCCACUGUUCUACCUUCGACAAACUUCUUUGUCACUUCUUCAAAAACGUCAAUCAAGUUAGUUGGACACAAUUUUCCGCAAACAGAGUCAUGUUGAAUAUACAUAAUCAGUCCUUGCCUUUUGAAAUACAUGUAAAUUCUGCAGUUCACAAUCCCCUCCAACGUAUCUGGGAUACAUCUGAUCAGGUCCUAGGGAUUUAUCCACCUUUAUGUGUUUAAGGACGUCCAACACUUCCUCUGUAAUAUGGACACUUUAAGAUAUCACUAUUUAUUCCUCCAAGUUCUCUAGCUUCCAUAUCCUUCUCCACAGCAAAUAAUGACAAAAUAAGUUUGUUUAGUAUCUCAUCCAUCUCCUAUGGUUCCACAUAUAGAUGGUCUUGUUGAUCUUCAAGGGACCCUAUUCUCUCCCUAGUUACUCUUUUGCCCUUAAUGUAUUUGUAGAAUUUCUUCAGAUUCUCCUUAACUCUAUGUGCCAAAGCUACAUCUUACCCUCCUGAUUUCCCUCAAAUAUACUCCUACUGUCCUUGCACUCCUCCAGGGAUUCACUUGAUACCAGCAGUCUAGACUUGCCAUAUGCCUCUCUUUUUGACCCGAGCCUCAAUUUCUGUAGUCACCCAGCAUUCCCUAUACCUACCAGCCUUACCUUUCACUCACUCUUCAUUUUUAAAGGCCUCUCAUUUUCCAUCUGACCCUUUACCUGCAUAUAGCGUCCCCCAAACUUCUGAACGUCCUCACCUGAUAUCAUCAAAAUUGGCCUUACUCCAAUUUAGAACUUUAACUUAGAUUAUACUUUUCCAUAACUAUAGUAGAACUAUUAGAAUUAUGAUCGCUGGCCCCAAAUUGCGGCCCCACUGACAUCUCUAUCACUUGCCCUGCCUUAUUUCCCAAGAGAAGGUCAAGUUUUGCUCCAUCUGUUGUAAGUAUAUCCACAUACUGAAUAAGAAAAAUUUCUUGUACACAACUUAACCAAGACCUUAACCAUGUUAGUCCCAAUCUAUGUUUAGAAAGUUAAAACCCCCCACCAUUACAAAUCUAUCAUUCUUGCAGAUAUGAGAUCUCCUUACAAAUUCUCAAUUUCCCACUGACGACUGGGGCCUAUCAUAAAAUCCCAAUAAAGUUGUCAUCCCUUUCUUAUUUCUCAGCUCCAUCCAAAUUACUUCGAAUACUUUUGGGAGUAAGUCCAUUAAGUACAGCUGUAAUAUUAUCCCUAACCAACAAUGCCACUCUCCCUCCUUUCUAUCCUUCCUGUAGUAUCUAUACACUGGAACAUUAAGCCACCAGUCCUGCCUCCAUGAGCCAUGUUUCUAUAAUAGCGACGAUAUCUCAGUCCCACACUUCUAACCAUGCCCUGAGUUCAUCUGCCUCACCGGUCAUGCUUCUUACAUCGAACUAAAUGCAUUUUAAUUUAUCAGUCUUACCUUGUUCUCUGCCUUGCUUUUGACUCCCUAUACUAUUUGACUUGCUCCUCUUCUCAACCAUACCAGCCUCAAACUUAUCUCUUUUCCUACUACCUCUUUUUGGGUAAUAUCUCCAUAUUUCUAACCCUCUUUAGUGCAGUUACUGGACAGAUUUUUUUGUGGUUUAAAUUAGAUCUUUGUUCGUGAGCAGUAGGAAGAAUGUUGAAAGGCGUCAGGCUUUUGUGUGCACAUACAAAUUUACAAUUGGUCAUGACUCACAGCAAUUGAUCAGAUGCCUCAAUACCCUACACGUAUAUAGAAGCCAGAGUGUACUCGGCUUCUUCUACGUUUAAUAGUUGUAUUGUUAUUAAUUAACUGGCAUUUUCAUUAUUCCACACAUUGUUUACUGGUACAUGCCAAUAUAUAUGUCUCAUCAGUUUGCAGUUGCUAUUGCUCCAUUUCUUUGAUUUACUCAAGACUGCUUCUACAUUAAGAUAUUGGUUUGCUGUGCUUUAUUCACUUACUCAAUGGAGCUAUGAGACUGAUUAAAAUGAAAGUUUACUAGUUA
Stegostoma tigrinum is the source of this 6339-nucleotide messenger RNA. It is a transcript of the gene slc33a1, whose product is annotated as solute carrier family 33 member 1. Gene Ontology annotation, cellular component: membrane. NCBI's taxonomy places the organism in Eukaryota, Metazoa, Chordata, Chondrichthyes, Orectolobiformes, Stegostomatidae. Bases 120 to 1751 code for a protein of 543 amino acids. The record is from RefSeq and is a predicted model, not a curated record. Gene Ontology annotation, molecular function: acetyl-CoA transmembrane transporter activity. The transcript is spliced from 8 exons.